AUGAACUCCUGUUACAAUUAUGUAAAAUCAUUCGAAAAUGAUGAUAUUCUACCUCCAUAUACUUGGCUCAUAAUCCGCGUAGACGGCAGACACUUUGGAAUGUUUUCCAAAUCACAUAAUUUCAGGAAACCAAAUGAACCAAAAGCUUUGGCUUUAGCAAAUAAAGCCGCUGAAGCGGUUUUUCGCGAGUUUUCAGAUAUAACUCUUGCUUAUGGACACUCGGAUGAGUAUAGUUUCUUGCUACGUGCAGACAGCAAAUUAUACAAUAGGAGAAGGGAAAAAAUAAUAACGGGCAUAGUGUCAAUUUUUACUUCAGCUUAUGUUUACAAUUGGCACAAAUAUUUCACAUGUACACUAAAAUAUCCACCAUCUUUUGACGGGAGAAUAGUUUCUUAUCCAUUGAUUGAACAUGUAAAGGACUACUUUAGGUGGCGCCAGGUUGAUUGCCAUGUGAAUAAUCAAUACAACAGUGCCUUCUGGUGUUUAGUAGCCCAAGGUAAAACGACGGACCAAGCAUACCAGAUCCUAAAGGGUACUGACAAAAACUUCAAAAAUGAUUUGCUCUUCAACACUUUCCAGUUGAACUAUAAUAACCUACCAAAUCUGUUCAAGAAGGGUUCAACACUCAUACGCAAGUCAACUAACCUGGAUAAUAAGGCCAUGGGCAGUGAGACAUCGUCUACCACGUUCUUGGACAAUAAAACUAUAGAAUCGCAGCAAGAAAUAGAUUUAAAGAUUGAAGAUUAUGAAAUAAACACACUAACCGAACUAAAUGCAAAUGUAGAACUUGUGACAGAUGAUAUAAUAAAUGAAGAAUUUUGGAAUGCCCAUUUCUGGGUAAUAGAUUCCACAGUUAAACCUCCCAAAUUGAUAAACAACCAAUAA
Babesia microti strain RI is the source of this 885-nucleotide messenger RNA. RefSeq names its product tRNA(His) guanylyltransferase. Bases 1 to 885 code for a protein of 294 amino acids. Lineage: Eukaryota; Apicomplexa; Aconoidasida; Piroplasmida; Babesiidae. The record is from RefSeq and is a predicted model, not a curated record. Gene Ontology annotation, molecular function: magnesium ion binding; tRNA guanylyltransferase activity. Gene Ontology annotation, biological process: tRNA modification. The transcript is spliced from 3 exons.